Molecule: messenger RNA, 1573 nt
Organism: Podarcis raffonei (Aeolian wall lizard)
Lineage: Eukaryota; Metazoa; Chordata; Lepidosauria; Squamata; Lacertidae
Gene: POMC
Product: proopiomelanocortin
Exons: 3
Coding region: 165-977 (270 amino acids)
Cellular component (GO): extracellular region
Molecular function (GO): hormone activity
Source: RefSeq, a predicted model, not a curated record
UCCCUUGCGGCUUCAAAAGGUCUCUGCGGAAGGCUCCUCGCGCUCCGGAGACGCGCGGGCGUGAUAUAAAAGGGGGUCCGGGCUGCAGCUGAAACCUCGCAGACGCGGCGCCAGGAGGAGGAAUCGGAGACCACGAGGCAUCGCAGCGCCAGACCUCCCCAGAGAUGCUGAGACGCCAAGGAAGCAGUCUUUGGGCUGCCCUGGGCAUCCUGCUCAUCCACUUGGUGGGAGGAGCGCCCAACAACUGCCUGGACAGCGGCUGGUGCCGAGACAUGGAGACGGAAGCGGAGGUCGAGGAAUGCCUCAGGGCCUGCAGAACCGGCCUCUCGGAAGAAACCCCUGUUUUUCCCGGAAACGGCCACCUGCAGCCGCUGUCCGAGAGCAUCCGCAAGUACGUCAUGAGCCACUUCCGCUGGAACGAGUUCGGGAAGGGCAACGGCACCGACCCGGGCCACAAGCGGGAAGAGUUUCCUCACGGCCCCGCCAUGGAUGCCCUUCCGGCUCGAGGCAGCUGGGAAACUGCCGGGCAGGGCGACCUGGAGACCCUUGAGAGGCAGGAAGGCAAGCGGUCAUACGCCAUGGAGCACUUCCGCUGGGGUAAGCCAGUGGGGCGGAAGAGGAGGCCCGUCAAGGUCUACCCGACGGCGGAGGACGGAGAGGAGGAACUGGCCGAGAGCUACCCCCAGGAGUUCCGCAGGGACCUCUCCUGGGAGGCGAACCCCGAACUCGGCUCUCCCGAGGAGAACGGCGAGGGCACCCGGUCCGAGGAGGAGGAGGAAGAGGGUGGUGGCCCCCAACCCUGGGAGGCCAAGAAGGAUGGCACGGCCUACAAGAUGCGCCACUUUCGGUGGAAUGUCCCUGCACCGCCCAAGAAGAAGCGCUAUGGCGGCUUCAUGAGCCCCGAGCGCAGCCACACGCCCCUAGUGACUCUUUUUAAGAACGCCAUCGUCAAAACGGCCUACAAGAAAGGCCAAUAGGAGGGUGGGGAGAGGGGAGGGGAGGGGAAGGGAGAGAGAGAGAGACCAGGGACAAAAAGCACCCCCUAUAUGUUCGGGGUGGUGGAGACCUCAGAUCUAGAUCCCUUUGGCACAUGUCUCAUUUAGACCCUGUUAAUGAUAAUCAUUUCUUUUCGUUGUCCUCACUUGCUCUGGGUAACUGUGGAACUCGCUGCUUAGGAUAAACAUUCGUGUUUGCAUUCUGGUUUUUGGGUGUUCAUGUUAUUGUGUUUUUUGGGGGGCGGGGAGGAAAGGUUUGUUUGGCGAAAGAUUAAGCCAGGAUUGGCCAAUCUGGGUGCUGUCCAGAGGUUUUGGACUACAAGUCCCAUCAGCUCCAGCCAGCAUGGAUGAUGGGCAUUGUAGUCCGAAACCUCAGCAGGGUGCAGGUACGGCCGAGCCUGGCUUAAUCUCCCAUCUGUGGUGUCUGCAGAACAAAGCAGGAAGGAAGCCUUAUCUUUCGGAGGGGCGCAGAGUAUUUUCGUAUUUCGAACCAGCUGUACAAUACUGUAAAUGAAAGGGUUAAAAGAUAUAAAAUAAUAAUUCUGAGAAUAACAAUAAUACAUCUUUUUGCAAACUAA